CAUUCGGUCACGAUCACAAAUUGUUAUCGUUGGCCUACGACAUGAUCAUGCAAGGAGACUGCAGGCUACAUAGCGUUGACAAUGCCAUCGGUCAAUAUCACGGCAUGGACAGCAUACUUCUGCGCUCUGAUCUUUCCGUCUCGCAAAAUCGGCUAAUCUACCGUCACGCUGAGAUUCAUCCUGUAUCCCAUCACUAACAAUUAUGACACAACCAUGGCCGACGGCGAGGGCAGUCGUGUCCGAGAAUAACAUGCAAUCAACUGGGUUCAACUUUGACUUUCCAGAUCCCCUGACAGUAGUCAAACCGCGGUCAACAGAUGAGCAGCGCGAAAGUGGCUGGUAUGGUAGAGAGCUCUACUCAAAAGCGAGGGCCAAUUCGGAUGGACAUCAGCACCAGUCUCAUGGCCCGUUUGAGCUGCAAGCCAACGACAAAGCAACUGACGAGCAGACGAAGCGUGUAUCUCCCACGGAGAGUGCGAUUCGAGUGGACAGCGCGCGUGCGUCAGCGACCCCCAGCGGAGAUUCAUCUGAGCCCUCCUCUGCACGCUCACAAGACCCGACAAAUGGGAGUGUCGUGUCUUUACCACCUCUUCCCGAUGGGUCGUCCCAGGCCUAUAGUGCCUAUUCUGCAUUACGAAAGACGCUAGAACCUGGGGCCAGCCCGAGGAUGAUGCAAGACAUCUUGAGCAGGGAGACAUUUCUGGAUGCAUUGGAUAACCCACCAGCAAAAUAUCGUUUGCGCGAGUUCACAAAAGUUCUGAUAGGUUCCAAGCACAUGUCAUUCCUGGACCAGGUUCAACAACAUCGCAAGAUCAUGGAGGAAUCAUACUCGGCCAUCGCCAGCAUUGAUGAACGAUAUCUCAACACCACGCCUCCCGCACGUGUCGUUCUCCCACCUCAGAUGAACAACGAAUUGCGUACCAACGUCGGGACCGUACUGCGAGAGACUCAGCCAGGUAUGAAGAAUAUGUUCAAUGAAGCGGAGAACACGGUGCAAGAAACCAUUUACACGCAAUCUUAUCCACACUUUGUCCGUUUGCAAAUGACGCUGGGAGCAUCGGAAGCAUUGAGCGGUGAUCGUCACAGGUUCCAGGGACUAGGUGACUGUUUCUGCCUAACAAAACCAAGUCAAGUCGAUAAUCCCAUUGUGUAUGCCUCGGAUGGAUUCGUUGCAGUGACCGGGUAUCAACGCAAAGACAUCAUUCCUCGAAAUUAUCGGAUCCGUCAUUGCAUCCGCACUCAAAAGGAAUCAGUCGAGUUCCUGCUCAACUAUCGGAAAAAUGGCGAGCCCUUCUGGAACCUACUCUACACAGCCCCUCUACUAGAUUCCCGUGGACAGGUGGCAUUCUACAUCGGCGGCCAAGUCAACUGCUCGAGCACGAUACAAGAUAAAGCGGGCAUCAUGAAAAUCCUAGCAAUCUCGCCGGAUCACCAGUCCGAGCAGGAACGAGAGCAAACGAGUGAACGUACCAAAAACGAGAGUCCGGCCUCAGAACUCGCACGAAGGGUCGAGCACCUCAAAUCGCUACGCUAUCGAGAGAAAGCUGAAGUUGCUCCCGAACCAGGACUUGAAAGGAGCUUGGUCGCGCGGAAUCAGGACAUAGCGUUGACAGAUCGAAUUGAGAACUUCUACAAUGCAUACUCGAAGUACCUCGUCAUCGGCUACCCAAGCAUGACGAUCCAAUUCUCUUCCGCAGGAAUCUCCUCCGUCCUCCUACCCUCCAACAGCAACGCCAUGACCGCCGAUCGAGCCCCACGACCAAACCAAUACACUUCACGACACGUCUUCAACUUCCUCAAAGACAAUAUGAAAAAGCGCGAGAAGACUGACUGGACGUCGAAAGUUCGGAGUUCGUUGAAGAAGGGGAAUCCUAUCUCGGUAGCGUUACACUUGCAGACGAAACGAUCAGUGGUAUAUCGAGGUGAUGAGAAAUUCAUGACGCAUUGGACGCCUUUAAAAGAUGUUCAAGGAAAGACAGAGUGGGUUGUGUUGUGUUUGGCGUUGGUUGGAGGCGGUCAAGCCUGA
Messenger RNA from Cercospora beticola, 2026 nucleotides. RefSeq lists its product as uncharacterized. NCBI's taxonomy places the organism in Eukaryota, Fungi, Ascomycota, Dothideomycetes, Mycosphaerellales, Mycosphaerellaceae. Gene Ontology annotation, cellular component: nucleus. The record is from RefSeq and is a predicted model, not a curated record.